UUUGACAGCACUGCUUAUAAUGCAUCCCCGGCGACCCGACACCUCUCCUUCUUCCACUUCUCGACUUCCAUCUGCACACGGAAGCUUUCCCAAAGGCCGAUUCCCUCUCUUUUCUCUUCCAUUUAUUCCUCUCUUUCAUGCUUCAAUUCACCGACCAUCAAUUCUCCUCUUUUCUCUCCCGUUCGGAAGAUACUGAGAACCCUAAUUUCACUUUAUCUAGCUGCCACCGGAGCUUUUCGCGUGAAUUUUUUUUUUUUUUUACGGAUCAACCCACAACCAAUACUUUUUCCCAUUGUUCCACCCGUCGAGUCGGCGAUAAAUCUGUGGACCUGCCCACUUUAUCGCUUGGGUAAAAAACGAGAGAUGUACGAUUGCGUUAUGGAUGGAAUGACAUUGACGGCAGUUACUGGGAGUGUGCUGCCCACCACCGUGCAAUUGGAGUCGAAGAAGAGAGGUUUCGUGAACGGCGAGAACAACAAUACACACCAGAGCCGACGAUCGCAGUCUCCAGCUUCGUUUCCGAAGCUAUCUCUUAGCAAACCGUCGUGGCUUGUUACCACUGAGUCGAAUGUGCGGAAGGCAGCGAGGAAGAAAGCAGAUCCACCAUGUAUCAUCUGCAAAGGGAGCGGGAGGGUUGAUUGCCACGAUUGCUCUGGAUCAGGGAGGACCAACUGUGUUCACCUUGUGAUGCUGCCAAGAGGAGAAUGGCCAAGAUGGUGCAAGACAUGUGGCGGCAGCGGCCUUGGCUAUUGCUCUCGAUGCCUCGGGACGGGAGAGUACAGAUAUGUCAUGGGCUUCCACUUCAUGAACCGGGAUGACCAACAUGAUGGCGUCCCUUGAUCAGAUCACCAGUGCCAUCGUUAUCGAACUACUCCAAACUUGCCUUGUGGCCGUUAGGAGACUACAGAAGCUGCAGAUUGAGAUGUGAUCAAAGAGCAUUAUGUAGAGCAGCAUUAUACUUGCUACGAUUCAUUGAGGGUGGCGGAUUAACUUCAAAUUUAGUGCACAUACAAACUGCAUAGACGUCUCAGCCUUGCCUUCAAUUCCACAAUGUUCCACCCAAGAAUAAUACCCGCUUGAAGCUCUAAAACUAACGAGAUAAAAGUCCAGAAGAUGUGUGUACUACAAACAAAUUACCAUAAGCAGGUCAUGUAAGGUUUAAUGUUAACAUACUAGGCGAGCCUUAUCAUGGACUAAACAAAAAAAAAUUCACGCCCCAUCAUUUUGAUUGAUAAAUGAUACAAGCUAAGAACCUUUGGUCGGAUCAUCUACAGGUAGAUCAUCUUCAUCAUGGUAGAUGUUUUCUGCCAUUUGCCAUAUCUGAAGGAUGUUAUCUUCAGCAACGCUUGCCACAACCCAGUCCUCACAAGGAUUCCAGGAGAAAUCGGAUAUUUUACUGGUGUGCCCACCAUGAAUGAAGAGCAACUCCGGUGGACCAUCUUCAGCAUCUUCAGGUGUCUGCUCCUCAUCAAUCCUGCAACAACACACCCGCGAUGUCAAACCUCAUCAUAUAAGCACAUGAUGGUAAGAUCACUGCAUAACAAAAGGGAAGAACAUGAACUUGGGUUUCAGGAUAAGGACGGGCCAGGGACUAAUAAUAUUGCCUAUAAGUCCUGCAAUCUAAGGUCGUUUGGAAGUUGCGAUAGUUUUGUUGAGAUUGUCAUUAUGCAUGUAUUGUUUACAAUGCAUCGUUUUUUUGUUUUUUUAGCAGAAACAAUACAUGGAUUGUUUCUGUGAUGUGACAAAAACUAUCACUCAUUUUGAGUGAU
Messenger RNA from Linum tenue, 1769 nucleotides. Lineage: Eukaryota; Viridiplantae; Streptophyta; Magnoliopsida; Malpighiales; Linaceae. The record is from the annotation of a GenBank genome assembly.